AUGCAAGUAUCAGAACUCAGACAUAAAAAAAGCCCAAAUGAUUAAUAGUCAUUUGGUUUAAAUGAUGAAUUGUUUAAGGAAAAUUUAUAGAAAAUUCAAUCCAUGAAAUAAAGAAGGAAACCAAGUGUAGACUAGAAGCAUCAAAGGGCCAAAUCAACCCUUGAAAACAAAUAACAUUCUUAUAGGCUUAAUAAACCAACAAAUGAUAAAGAGGAGUAAGAUGGUGAGAAGUUAUUUGACCAAUUUUUUAAACUCAAUAAUUCAAAAAGUGAUAGUGAUUUUAUGAAAGAUUCUAUGUAAAGAGAAUCCACUAACAAAAAUUAGGAGUAGCCAGAUUUUUUAAAAUUUGUUGAAAAUGCCAUUGAAUAUCAUAAAUCAUCAGAGGUUCGAUUUUUUAAACCUUCUACAAAUAAUAAACAUUCUCAUUUGGAAUAGAAACUAAAAGAAGCAUCUUUAUCAAAUAGAUUGUUAAUUAAUUAGUUAAACUAAUACAAAUAAAAAGAAAUUGAACUUAAACACAAGUUGAAAUUGAUGCAGAAAGAGUUUUCCAUCCAAUAUAGUAGUUUAAUAUAAUAAAAUGCUUGGUUAGAAGAAUUACUAGCAAAAUAAAAGAUUGAUAAUCAAAAUUCGUUGUUAGCUGUGAAAAAAGCUGUAGAAAUGCUUUAAAUAAGGUGUAAAUGUUAAAAAGGAAUGCAAUUGUGUGAUAAAAUCUUAAGAGAUGUAAAGAAUUAGGAGAAAUUACGUUAGUAGUAUGAGUGGGAAGAAGAAUCCUAAAGAAUAUAAUCUUCAUCAGAAUUUACUAAUAGUCAUGAAGAGGAGUAGAAUAAUGAUUUAAAUUUUUAAUUGUUUGAUAAAAAUAGAAAAAAAUCAAUAUCAAAAGCAUAACAUAAUUCAAUUUAAUCAACUGAAGACUAAUAGGAAUAGAUGGUUCAUAGCUAUAUUCAAGGGACUAGCAAAAACUUGAGAGAAUACACAAAAGACUAUUUUCAAAAGAAAAGAUAACUUUAGGAGCCAUAUUACAUAGAGGAAGAAAAUACAAUCAAUAGUAAUUGA
Messenger RNA from Paramecium tetraurelia, 1053 nucleotides. RefSeq lists its product as uncharacterized. NCBI's taxonomy places the organism in Eukaryota, Ciliophora, Oligohymenophorea, Peniculida, Parameciidae. The record is from RefSeq and is a predicted model, not a curated record. The transcript has 2 exons.